This is a messenger RNA of Phytophthora infestans T30-4, 972 nucleotides long. RefSeq names its product GTP cyclohydrolase I. The coding region runs from base 31 to 771 and encodes 246 amino acids. Gene Ontology annotation, cellular component: cytoplasm. Lineage: Eukaryota; Oomycota; Peronosporomycetes; Peronosporales; Peronosporaceae. Gene Ontology annotation, biological process: tetrahydrobiopterin biosynthetic process; tetrahydrofolate biosynthetic process. The record is from RefSeq and is a predicted model, not a curated record. The transcript has a single exon. Gene Ontology annotation, molecular function: GTP cyclohydrolase I activity; GTP binding; zinc ion binding.
CAGUACCCGAAGAGCUCCUGGCCAGUGCCCAUGGCCCCCAUCACAACCACUCUCAGCACUGCCGAGCACGGCCUGCACCCCACCGACUCGUUCCUAGUGCAAGCCAGCGCUGCGAAAUCCCAAGGAAUGCAGAACACUAAGGAAGAGCGACUAGAGCAGCUCUCCAUGACGCUUCCUUCGCGUUCUCCCAACGACUACGUUGAGGACAAGGAAAAGCUCGAGAAGAUGGCUGCAGCCGUUACCACAUUGCUCGAAUGCAUCGGAGAAGAUCCACAGCGCGAGGGUCUUGUCAAGACGCCUAUGCGUAUGGCCAAGGCAUUAUUGUACAACACCAAGGGCUAUGGCCAGAGCCUCAGUGAUGUCUUGAACGAGGCUGUAUUCGAGGAAGACCACGACGAAAUGGUCAUUGUACGAGAUAUUGACCUGUACUCCAUGUGCGAGCACCACAUGGUGCCGUUCACGGGUAAAGUGCACAUCGGAUACAUCCCUAAUGGCAAAGUACUGGGCCUCAGUAAGCUGGCGAGAGUCAGCGAGGUCUUCUCGCGUCGUCUGCAGGUGCAGGAGCGUCUGACAAAGCAGAUCGCGAAUGCCAUUAUGGGCGUCAUUGAGCCCAAGGGCGUGGCUGUCGUCAUUGAGGCCACACACAUGUGUAUGGUCAUGCGUGGCGUGGAGAAAAGCGGAGCCAGUACCGUCACGAGCUCCGUACUUGGCGUGUUCAAGAGCGACCCACGCACCAGAAGCGAGUUCAUGUCGCUCAUCCACAGGAGAUAAAAACACAAGAUCGAAGACGAGUCGUGCUGCACCUUGAAUGUCGCAACGGCGUGUACUCGGCCGAGUCAAACCAAAGGAGUGACGAGAGAUUAGAAACUUUUUGCUUUUAUGAGGCCGAGAGGACUUAGAAAUACGCCCUUCCGACAGGCGCGCUUGUUAAUAAUGCUUUUUGUCUUUUUAAUGUGAGUGUUGAUCAUUGAA